Oldenlandia corymbosa var. corymbosa is the source of this 1344-nucleotide messenger RNA. The record is from the annotation of a GenBank genome assembly. Lineage: Eukaryota; Viridiplantae; Streptophyta; Magnoliopsida; Gentianales; Rubiaceae.
AUGCUGCGAUUGCUGAAACGCAAUUCGGGCCUCGGAAUCGGGCUGACACGCCGGCUACUAAGCACCAUCUGCAAAGCCGGCGAUAAGACAACCGUAAUGAGCUUCGGGGACGGAAGCCAUGGCGCAUUGGGAUUGCCCUCCUCCCUGAUUGGCCUUGGCUCCGCCGCCUACGAGCCCACUCCAAUCUCCGACCUUCCGCCCAAUAUCUCCACCAUCGCCGCCGGUCACUACCACUCCCUCGCCGUCACUUCCGACGGCCAUGUCUGGUCUUGGGGCCGGAAUAACGAAUUCCAGCUGGGCCGUGACCCUCUUUCACCAAGGGGGACAUGGAAUGAGCCCAAAAGAGUAGAAGGACUGAAUGAAGUUAGAGUUCAAAGUGCAUUUGCAUCCGGGGUCAUUUCUGCUGCUAUUGGCGAUGAUGGUUCACUUUGGGUGUGGGGAAAGUCCAAGCGCGGACAGCUUGGUAUAGGAGAAGAAGUUACCGAUGCUGUUUCUCCAUCACGAGUUACCGGACUUGAUGGAGAAGAAAUAGUUAAGGUUUCACUAGGUUGGGGACAUGCGCUGGCUUUGACUAAAUGUGGAAAAUUGUUUGGCUGGGGUUACUAUGCUGAUGGAAGAUUAGGUAAAGUUGGCAGAGAUUUCGAGCCUUCUGCCCUAGAUGCGGCUGCAGGGAAAUCUUUAUCUUCUCAAGGCAACUCGGGUUCAAUGCUUGACGCUGCUGAGAAGCUAGUAUCAGAGAGUAUCGCUAAAGAAAAUGAUAUGCCAAUCAUCUGGGAGCCAUGUUUAAUUGAAGAGCUACAAGGCACUGAAGUUGUUGAUAUUUCAUGUGGGCUUGAUCACUCCUUAAUUCUUUGUCGGGAUGGGACACUUUUAAGUUGCGGGAGCAAUGCUUAUGGCCAAUUGGGUAGACGGAAACUAGAUUUGGGGUUGCUUCCAGUUGACAUAAAGUUACGCCCUCUUUCUGUUGCAUCAGGGAUGGGACAUUCUUUUGCUAUUUGUGAAGAUCACUUAUCAGAAAACUGUGAAGGCACACGGGUCCUUGUUUCAUGGGGUUGGAACAGAAAUUCUCAGCUUGGUAGAGAAGGUAUGGAUAACAUUCCACUUGUGGUUGCAGCACUUUCUGGUGAGACACCGAUAUCAAUAUCUGGAGGGCGGGCGCAUUCAAUGGCCGUGACAGCCAGGAAAGAGCUGUGGACAUGGGGAUGCGGUAGAAAUGGCAGACUCGGGUUAGGCAGCUCAACUGAUGAAACAGAACCUAUGGUAGUUGAUUAUCUUGAAGGUUGUGAAGUACUGCAAGCUGUGGCCGGCUUUGAUCACAGUCUUGUACUUGUUUCUGGCGCGUAA